AAGGAUCCUUGAUCUGUGUUACUAACUACAGAUUAAUUUUUCUAUAUGCAGCUCCUGUAUAUUGGAGAAACUGAAUUAAGAACCAGUGCAAAGAUGAUGGUUGAUUCUUCUGCCGGAGAGAAACGUAUAUCCUUAGUUGAUAUGCCGCCUGAGAAAGUUGAUGAUGGCGGAUACAUCGGUGGUGGUUGGAAAAAUGACAAUGGAAGCUUGAGCUGUGGGUACUGUAGUUUCAGAGGGAAAAGAUCUACGAUGGAAGAUUUCUAUGAUGUCAAAGCUUCCACAAUUGAAGGCCUAACAGUUUGCAUGUUUGGAAUAUUUGAUGGUCAUGGUGGUUCACGUGCUGCUGAGUACUUGAAGGAACACCUCUUUAACAAUCUUAUGAAGCAUCCACAAUUUUUGACAGACACCAAGCUGGCAUUAAAUGAAACAUAUAAACAAACUGAUGUAGCAUUCCUCGAGUCGGAAAAGGAUACUUACAGAGAUGAUGGCUCCACAGCAUCUGCUGCUGUGUUGGUGGGGAACCAUUUGUAUGUUGCAAAUGUUGGAGACUCGAGGACAAUAGUUUCUAAAGCUGGGAAAGCGAUCGCGCUAUCUGAUGACCAUAAGCCAAAUAGAAGCGAUGAAAGAAAGCGAAUUGAAAGCGCUGGUGGUGUUAUAAUGUGGGCAGGAACAUGGAGAGUAGGUGGGGUGUUGGCAAUGUCCCGGGCCUUUGGUAAUAGAAUGUUGAAGCAAUUCGUUGUUGCUGAACCCGAGAUACAAGAUCUAGAGAUAGAUCAUGAGGCUGAGUUGCUUGUACUUGCAAGUGAUGGUUUAUGGGAUGUGGUACCAAAUGAGGAUGCGGUAACCCUUGCUCAGAGCGAGGAGGAGCCUGAGGCAGCUGCCCGCAAGUUAAUUGACACUGCCUUCGCCCGUGGCAGUGCAGACAACAUCACAUGCAUUGUUGUUAAAUUCCAUCAUGAUAAGACCGAGUCUCCUAAAAUCGAACCAAAUGCCAUGGCUGAAGCGGAACCUGAACUGAACCCCACAGCUGAAGUGGAACCCGAAUCAAACCUCAAUACUGAAAUGGAAACUGAAUCAAGCCCCAAAGCAGAAGUGGAAUCCAAUCCUGAUGCUAUACCCGAUCCAAAACCGGAAACCGAACCAGAGACCAAGGGUGAGAAAGCAGGUGAGUAAGGUAGCAGCCAGGGAAAGGUGUCCAUAUUGUUGGAGCCAUGUGGAAACAGAUGAAUAUAAAUUUGCUUAGUAGUUGUGUGGUUUGUGGCUACCUGUAACGUGUGAGGAUUUGUGUUUUUGGUUUUGUGUUGCAUUCAUGCACAUGCCUAUGCCUGCCUUGAGGACGACGACGACAUGUCCUCGAUUUUUGUCUAUUCAUUUUGCUCUAUUUUGUAUGUUGGUGCUACUCACACCAAAAACUACACAUUUGUUCUCUGUUUCUCCCACUUCUUUCUAUCUUUUAUUUAAAACACCUUCCAUUCCAAUAAACAAUGUUUUUGUAA
This is a messenger RNA of Arabidopsis arenosa, 1496 nucleotides long. The record is from the annotation of a GenBank genome assembly. Lineage: Eukaryota; Viridiplantae; Streptophyta; Magnoliopsida; Brassicales; Brassicaceae.